Messenger RNA from Ornithorhynchus anatinus (platypus), 1485 nucleotides. It is a transcript of the gene POLR1F, whose product is annotated as RNA polymerase I subunit F. The coding region runs from base 1 to 1053 and encodes 350 amino acids. Lineage: Eukaryota; Metazoa; Chordata; Mammalia; Monotremata; Ornithorhynchidae. The record is from RefSeq and is a predicted model, not a curated record. Gene Ontology annotation, cellular component: RNA polymerase I complex. The transcript is spliced from 5 exons. Gene Ontology annotation, biological process: DNA-templated transcription initiation; DNA-templated transcription.
AUGACUAGGCCACGCUGCUUCCUGGAGAAGCUCAGUUGCCGGGCGGCGGCGGUGGGGGGUCCCGGGGCGGCGGAUUUGGGGCCUCCGGGGGCUCCGGGCUUCCCCCCGCGCUGCCCGGCGGCGCCGUCGUUCUCCGAGGCCUGCGGGCUGGUGCGGAGCCGGGCGUCCUGCCUGCUGCUCGGCCCCCACCGCCGCCACGUGGCCCUGGCGCCCAGGUACCUGCGCAGGAAACGCAGCGGCAUCCGGCAGCAGCUCGACGCGCAGCUCCUGCGCUACUCGCACAGCCUCCAGGGCGUUCCUGUGGCUUAUGAUAACAUCAAAAUAGUGGGACCCCUGGGAGAUAUUUAUGAUGACCAAGGGCACAUUCACAUCAACAUCGAGGCAGAAUUUGUCAUCUUCUCUCCUGAGAAAGGGGCAACGCUUGUGGGGCAGGUCAACAAAGUGUCGCCAAGUCACAUAGGCUGCCUGGUGCACGGCUGCUUCAACGCCUCCAUCCCCAAACCCGAACAGAUGCAAAGCGAACAGUGGAAAGAUCUGGGGAUACAAAUAGGAGACGAGUUGGAAUUCGAAGUAUUCCGUCUAGACUCUGAUGCUGCCGGAGUGUUCUGCAUUCGGGGACAGCUGAACGAAAACAGCUUGAAAGCCAAGUGUCCCGAAAGCCAGGCGCCAGAGGAGUCGGCGGAGAUCGACCACGAUCCCGGGGCCACCGAAGAAACUCCCAAGAAAAAGCGGAAAAAGAAAAAGGACUCGAAGAACCACGAGGAGGGAGACGGGGCGGCCGAGGCAGCCGAUUCCGCAACGGUUGCCGUGAAGGAGGAGACGGACAUACAGCCCAUUGACGGUGUGAACGGCCUCUGUGAGACACCGCUAAAGAAGAAGAAGAAGAAGAGAAAGAGGGAGGAGAGGGAGGCUCAGGACCCUGGGUUUCAUGGCAGCGACUCCAGCGGUUACCAGAGCGACCACAAAAAGAGCAAGAAAAAGAAAAGGAAACACUGUGAUGCUGACUCUUCUCAACUAUUAGAAGAGCCGCUGCGUAAAAAGAAUUCCGAGUAAAUCGUUUCUCAGACUGCUGACGCGUCCUGAAGAACGUCAGCCCAAUUCUCUUAGGAUCAGGUGCUCUAUCAUUUCAGGUUUUUAAUCUAGUCCCCCAAAAGCACGCUUAAGCUGUCGCACACAAAUAGAGGCACAGAAAGCUCCUUGGGAAUCUGUACAUUUUGAAGACUCAGAAGAUUUUCAUUUGGUCCCGGAAUGAAAGGAUGAAUUGGAAUAGAUAUAUAGCAAUCAUGUGGUCAACAUGUCAAGAUUCUUUUUACUAUGCCAAAAUGCAGUACUGUACUUCUAGUAUAUAGUUGCAUUUGAAAGCCACUUUUUCUUUGUAGCCACUUUCUGAGCUGUGUCAGAACUCGUUGUAUGCGAGGGAAAAUAAACAGUCUUUAAGAGCAACACUGUUUUACAUUGGUAAAUCGGUGCUCUGUCAAUCGAUCA